UAGCUGACUGACUGACUGACUGACCAUGUUAAUAAGUAAAAUUUAGAUAUCUCUAAACGCUACAGGUCGGUGCGAAAUAAAUGUAUAAGGACAAUAUGGGAAGCUCAGUGAAAAUAUAAAAAGCCGAAUCUAUAAUAAAGCAGCCUAAGAGACUAUUCUCGUACAUGAAUUACAGGACAAGGACGCAGCAUAGGAUUCCAAACCUAAUUACGGAAGGGAUUGUGUCUCAAAUGAUAGAUGGUCAGGAAAAAGCAGAGGCUAUGACGAACUAUUUCAGGAGUUUUCACUCAGGAGCCUCCUCUAGAAGAAUAACCAGACCUAAAUACAAAGUCAAAAAAUCGUCUGCUCACUUUGGACUUCGAUCGAAACGAUGUACUUUAGAUAUGAAGAAGUCAAUAGGACUGGAUGAACUACAUUCUAAAAUCUUGAGACAAAUUGCACAAGAUAUUGCUGUCCCAUCGACUACAAUAUUCAAUAUGUCACUUGACCAAGGUGAGUUACCUACGAACUGGAAGGGUGCAAUUGUCACUCCAAUACAUAAAACAGGAUCAAGACAACUCCCAUCAAACUAUAGACCUGUCAGCUUCACCAGUGUCGUAGUUAAAAUACUGGGAAGAAUGAUCAACAAGAUGAUGACAUCCGUGGAAACCAACAACUUGUUAAACAGCGAACAUGGUUUCAGGAAACGUUUAUCUUGCACAUCAAAUCUCUUUAUAGCGAGAGAACUGGAUAGAGGAUUUAGACAAGGCAAAAUCAGUGGAUGUUAUCUACAUAGACUUAAGCAAGGGAUUUUAUAAAGUGCAGAAAAUAACACUAUUGUUGAAGCUGGGAAAUUAUGGCAUUGACGAACCUCUCCUAAAGUGGCUUAAGGAUUUCUUGACGGGUCGUAGACAGAAAGUAAGGGUGAAUUCCGAGUGUUCCGCCUGAAAACCAGUACUCAGUGGAGUCCCACAAGACUUUGUCCUACGUCCUUUACUUUUUAUACUGUAUGAAAACAAACUCCCAAGUCCUCAAUGCCAUUAUACGUUGAUGUAAAAACCCGGCGAGAAAUAACAGGAGACGCAGAUGCGUGCGCGGAUCAUGCAGACCUAGAUGCUUUGACUAACUGGUCUAAUAAAUGGCUGAUGCCCACCAACGCGGCCAAGUGUGUCUACAUGCAUAUUGGGGAUACAAAGGCGAAUAGGUACAACAUAGGGGAAUUGUCUGUACCCGUAGUCUCUCAAGUACCUUCGGGUGACAGUGAGCCAUGAUCUUAAGACCACGGCCCAC
Schistosoma mattheei is the source of this 1269-nucleotide messenger RNA. The record is from the annotation of a GenBank genome assembly. NCBI's taxonomy places the organism in Eukaryota, Metazoa, Platyhelminthes, Trematoda, Strigeidida, Schistosomatidae.